UCUCUCUUUUAGGGCAUCUCAGGGGUUAAAUACCAGGUAGAUAUAUACCCAGCGCGCUGUUUCUACAGAUAUAUACAUAGAUCCCUAUUUUUAUAUGUACAUAAACUAUUAAUUCAUAUGUAUAAUUCAUGUCCAAUCCCGUCUUUAAAGUCUUUAUGUGCAGUUUGUGUAUAUUGGUAAUUUAUUUGGAUAUAAGGCGAACAGCAGGAAACGAGGGAACUUACACUAGCCACAACGAAGCCUACAAACGUCCAGAAACGAGUACUGAGGUCUCAAUUGAAUCUCGUAUUGGGCAUUUUUUAUAUUUUGCAUUUUUUAUAUUUUAUAGGACAUCAUAUCGUGUGUAAAGAGUGAUGCACACGUCAAUUUCGUUUAAGAAACGAGACAAGUCCAUCCGCAAUACUUGGCAUAAAUCCU
Messenger RNA from Daldinia decipiens, 417 nucleotides. RefSeq lists its product as uncharacterized. The record is from RefSeq and is a predicted model, not a curated record. Lineage: Eukaryota; Fungi; Ascomycota; Sordariomycetes; Xylariales; Hypoxylaceae. The transcript has a single exon. The coding region runs from base 129 to 347 and encodes 72 amino acids.